Messenger RNA from Lactuca virosa, 393 nucleotides. The record is from the annotation of a GenBank genome assembly. NCBI's taxonomy places the organism in Eukaryota, Viridiplantae, Streptophyta, Magnoliopsida, Asterales, Asteraceae.
AUGUUUCGUCAAGGUAUCCGAAAAAGCUAUAUUGGUGAUACUAGACAAAGUGUCAAUGGUUCGAAUAACAUUGUGCGAGGAGGAGGAUGUAUUAAUAGUUAUGUUGGAUGUAGUGAUGUUAGUGGCAUCGAUGUCAACAACAACUCCAAAAAAUACGUCACUGGAAAUGGAUACUGCAUCAUUAAAAGUAAUAACGAAACAAACAUUGAUAGCAAUAAUGGCUAUAAUAACACGAUCGGAAGUGUCAGCGAUAACGGUAAUGUCAAUGGAAGCAGCGACACAAACGGUGUUGAUAACCUCCCUGGUAGCGGCAACUUCGGUCCCAUCAUCAUUUCAAUUGGAAACAAAAAUGGAAAUGGUAAUGUCAAUGGAGGAGAUACAGGUAGGAAGUGA